UGUUUCCAAAUAAUGUCGGGUGCUGGACAUAGGACAUUCUUACCCACGGCUCUAGACAUUCUCAUAUCUAGACUUCAGCUACGGGAUUUCAAAUCAUGCACCACUCGGGGUCGGCUCCGGAGCCAUAACUUCACUGCUAAUGUCCGGAUAGACUUUUUGAGAUACCCACACUCAUGACCAUAAUCUUAUCCUCUUAAAUUUCAAAAUUUCUUUUUCAAAGGAUCAAGCAACUUUCAAAGCUUACAUAAAAGAUUUUAUGAAGAAGGUUAUUGAGCACAUGCAGAAACAAGGAAAGUCUGCUGAACAAGUUGACGCUUUUAAGAAGAAAAUUCAGUCUUGGGUUGUUUCUUUGUUAGCUAAGGAUCGUUUCAAAACUCUUGCAUUUUUUAUUGGUGAGAAUAUGGCUGAGGGAAAGGGAGAAGGGCAAGUGGCAAUUGUUGAAUAUCGUCAGGAGGGUGAUGAGGAAGUUCCAACUCUAAUGCUAAUUAAAGAAGGUUUUGAAUUUUUAGAUAAUAUAUUUUUCUGUAGUAGAGCUUGGGUUGUUUCUUUGGUGGCAUAG
Messenger RNA from Meloidogyne enterolobii, 559 nucleotides. Lineage: Eukaryota; Metazoa; Nematoda; Chromadorea; Rhabditida; Meloidogynidae. The record is from the annotation of a GenBank genome assembly.